AUGACAAUGAAUCUGAGGAGCAGAAAUCAGCGGCUGGGCUGCUUGCUUGCUCUCCGCUUUCUAGCCCUGGUUCUGUGGGCCGUCCAUGGGGCCAAGGCACUGGACAACGGCUUGGCGAUGACGCCUACCAUGGGCUGGCUGCACUGGGAGCGCUUCAUGUGCAACCUUAACUGCCAGGAAGAGCCGGAUUCCUGCAUCAGUGAGCACCUCUUCAUGCAGAUGGCAGAUCUCAUGGUCUCAGAUGGCUGGAAGGAUGCAGGUUAUGAGUACCUCUGCAUUGAUGACUGUUGGAUGGCUCCUCAAAGAGAUUCAAAAGGCAGACUUCAGGCAGACCCUCAGCGUUUUCCUGGUGGGAUCAGCCGCCUUGCUGAUUAUGUCCAUAACAAAGGACUGAAACUAGGGAUUUAUGCAGAUGUUGGAAAUAAAACCUGUGCAGGCUUCCCUGGGAGUUUUGGAUACUAUGACAUUGAUGCCCAGACCUUUGCUGACUGGGGAGUAGAUCUACUAAAAUUUGAUGGUUGUUACUGUGACAGUGUGGAACAUUUGACAGAUGGUUAUAAGUACAUGUCCAUGGCCCUGAACAGGACUGGCAGAAGCAUUGUGUACUCCUGUGAGUGGCCCCUUUAUGUGUGGCCCUUUCAGAAGCCUGAUUACACAGAAAUCCGACAGUACUGCAAUCACUGGAGAAAUUUUGGGGACAUUUUUGAUUCCUGGCAAAGUGUAAAGAGUAUCUUGGACUGGACAUCUUCUCACCAGAAGGGAAUUGUUGAUGUCGCUGGACCAGGGGGUUGGAAUGACCCAGAUAUGUUAGUGAUUGGCAACUUUGGUCUCAGCUGGGAUCAGCAAGUAACUCAGAUGGCCCUCUGGGCUAUCAUGGCAGCUCCUUUACUCAUGUCUAACGACCUCCGACACAUCAGCCCUCAAGCCAAAGCUCUACUUCAGAAUAAGGAUGUAAUUGCCAUCAACCAGGACCCCUUGGGCAAGCAGGGGUACCAGCUUAGAAAGGAAGAAAACAUUGAAGUGUGGGAACGACCUCUCUCAGACUUAGCCUGGGUUGUAGCUAUGAUAAACCUGCAGGAGAUUGGUGGACCUCGCUCUUACACCAUCUCAGUUGCUCCGCUGGGUCGAGGAGUGGCCUGUAAUCCUGCCUGCCUCAUUAUACAGCUCCUCCCUGAGAAAAAGGAGCUUGGGUUCUAUGAAUGGGAUUCAAACUUAAAAACUUGGAUAAAUCCCACAGGUACUGUUUUGCUUCGGCUAGAAAGAACAAGCCAGCAUACAUCAAAACUCUUACUUUAAAAUUUGCCAAAGUGACUACUCCACUUCCUGUCCACUUUUUCCUCCAUUCCCACUUAAAAAGCUCUAUUUCCUUGAGUAAAAUUACAAGUUGUAAACUUAAAAAAAAAAUACUUCUAAAGGUACUCUAAAGAGAACAGUUUGGGGAAAGGCUUUGAAACUAAUUUUACUACUAAGAAAUUGAUAGGAUUGAUUCAUUCAUUUCCACAGCCCUGAGGCAGGUGUUUAUCCACUGUAAACUGCAGAGCCAGGAUUUAAACCCAAGCUCUUAAACACUACACCGCUGCCUAUUGAGGUAAUUGGAUGGUGCUGCUUAUGAUCUUAGCGCAAAGGGAAAAUGAAAUCUACCUCCUCGGUUGAAGGACAGGAAAUAGCCAUGCAGGAAUAACCUUGAUAAACUCAAAUUCCCAGGUUGUUUGUAAUCUAGAUCCAACAAAUGCAGAUGACUUAUUUUCACUAAGAAUAACUAGAUACAUUAUGACCUAAGAUGCAAGAUGAGCCUGUAUACGUCUGUUCUGGAGACCCCCACACCCCUUUAAGAUGAAUUGCUUUAUCUCAUGGGGUCCUGUGAAGGCAGCUAUAUUUAAACUGGGGUAUGCGGGCAUGGAUAUUUUCAGAGGAAUUUCCAGACAUUCUAAUUCCCUACUUUUCCUACAAUUAGUUUGCCUGAGAACAAACCUUUAGUCAAGGCUUCAAGCCUGCUCCUUUACCACCUUUCUUUUACAAUUACCCUUUUCCCACACAAGCAAAAACAUAAAGGUAGGCACUUCACCCAUCCUAAAUGCCCAACAGUACCAAAAGAUCCACUCCAAACACAAAGUGCAUGUUGGAAUAAUUCUUUUGCCUGUAAGAUACUUACCAAUUAUUUUAACUAAAAUUGGAGGACUAAUAUUGUCAGUUGAUAAAAACUGGAAUGAAAUUGUUAAACAGACUUACUCAUCCACGGACACAUAAACUAAUUUGGAAGAAAACUGCUCCACAUUAUUGAGAUGCACUUCCAGUUAUUAAAAUGUGGUUGGUGGGAAUGUAAAUUAGUGCGCCUAUUAUGGAAAACAGUAUAGAGGUUUGUCAAAGUACAAAUAGAUCUGCCAGAUGAUCCAGCAAUCUCAUUACUGGAUAUAUAUCCAAAGGAAUGGAAAUCAUGUCAAAGGGAUACUUGCACUCCCAUGUUCAUCUCAGCUCUAUUCACAAUAGCCAAAAUGGAACUGAUCUCAAUGUCCAUCAACAGAUGAAUGGAUAAAGAAAACAUGGUAUAUAUACACAAUGGAGCAUUAUACAACGUAAUACUACUCAGCCAUAAAAAAAAAAAAAAAAAGGAUUCUGCCAUUUGCAGCAACAUGGAUGAGUCUGGAGAAAAUUAUAAGUGAAAUAAGUCAGGCACAGAAAUACCGCAUGUUCUCAUUCAUGUGGAAGCUAAAAUAGUUGAUGUCACAAAAGCAGAGAAUAGAAUAGUGGCUACUAGAGACUGGUUAGGGGAGGGGGAGGGAGGAAGGGAUGGGGAGAGGAUGGUCAAUGGAAACAAAAUUGUAUAUAACUUUAAAGUAGGUAGAGAUGAUUUUGAAUGUUCCUAACAUAAAGAUGUGACAUGUUUGAGGUGAUGGAUAUACUAAUUACUCUUAUAUGAUUAUUGCACACUGUAUAAAUGUACCCAAAUAUCAUCCUGUACUACAUAUAUACAUUUACCAUGGGUGAAUUUAAAAAUCAAAAGAAUAAUUUCAGAAACAGAGGUUACCAGAAAAUGGGGGGAAGGAAUAACAAGAAGUUAUUGCUUAAUGGGUAGUUUAUGUUUAGGAUGAUGAAAAAGUUUUGGAAAUAGAGGUGGUCACACAGCAUUUGUGAAUGUAAUUCCACGGACUUGUAUGUUUGAAUGGUUAAAAUGGCAAACCUUAUGUUAAUAUAUAUUUUACCACAAUAAAAAAAUGGUUCUUAUAGAAGUAGAGUUUAAUAACAGUUACCAGAAGCUGGGAAAGGAAGGGGAAGUGGUGGGUUAACGGGUACAAAGUUCUAGGUAGACAGGAAGAAUAAGUUCUGGUGUUCCAGGCUGACUAGAGCUAACAAUAUUAUAUUGUAUGUUUUGAAAUAGCUAGACAAGAGGAUCUUGAUUGUAAUCACUACAAAGAAAAAACAAAUGUUCAGGGGAUGGAUAUGCUAUCUACUCUAAGUGAAUCAUGGUACAAUAUAUGCAUGUACUGGAACAAUCCAUCGUAUUCCACAAAU
Cynocephalus volans (Philippine flying lemur) is the source of this 3510-nucleotide messenger RNA. It is a transcript of the gene GLA, whose product is annotated as galactosidase alpha. The coding region runs from base 1 to 1296 and encodes 431 amino acids. Gene Ontology annotation, molecular function: alpha-galactosidase activity. Gene Ontology annotation, biological process: oligosaccharide metabolic process; glycoside catabolic process. The record is from RefSeq and is a predicted model, not a curated record. The transcript has 7 exons. Gene Ontology annotation, cellular component: cytoplasm. Lineage: Eukaryota; Metazoa; Chordata; Mammalia; Dermoptera; Cynocephalidae.